AUGUCCGAGAUCCUCCAGUACUGGGCAUCCGUGUUUAACAUGCUGUCCAUCAUUUCCAAUCGUCAAACCCCACAUCAUCGAGACCAUUUAUCAAUUCCUGAAUGCUUCAAUAUUCUCACCACCGUGGGGAAUUAUUCUAAUGCUUGGAUGAGCAUGCCAAGCCUUCAGCUGGAGUUUGGGUAUGAUCCCGGGUGUAUGAUUGGAUUUUCCGGAAGGAUUGUCAGACAUGGGGUUCAUGAGGUGGAGGGGGAUAGGGUUGGGUGGGCAUGGUAUACGAGGGACUCUGUUCAUAUUUAUGCCGUGGUUCCCUCAUGCGGAUGGGCUAGGGUGGAUUGA
Molecule: messenger RNA, 336 nt
Organism: Suillus bovinus
Lineage: Eukaryota; Fungi; Basidiomycota; Agaricomycetes; Boletales; Suillaceae
Exons: 1
Coding region: 1-336 (111 amino acids)
Source: RefSeq, a predicted model, not a curated record